ACCAUCACAUUAUAAGCAGUACCAUCUAAUCUGGCAUAUAUAAUCACCACAUAUUGAAUAAGAAAAUGAUGAUGAUGAUGGGGAAGAAGGCUACAGACAUGAAAGCUGCAGGAAGGACUGCUCUCAUCUUCCUCAUCGUGGUCGCUCUGUUUCUCGCUUCAGGCGACAACAACAGCAUCAUGGUGGGAGGAACAACUUGCAGCAAGAGGAGACACUCGCUUUCCUCCUCAGAGACCUGCUGCUCAAUAGCAGCUAGUACCGGAUUGAAGCUGCAGAAGCUGCUGAAAUUGAACCCGGGAAUCGACUGCGAAAGUAACCUCCAAGGCCAACUAAUCUGCAUUCAGGGCUAGCUAUUCCCCACUUUGGUUACAAUGUGCUGAUAUACCACUACUGCAAUACUCUUUCCUUUUUGCUUUUGGACUUGUAUCAGCAAUCAUCAUCAACGUUAUUACGUUUCUUCAGAAUGAUCGAUGUUUUGAGCUUUGUAGUUGGCUUCCCUAUGUUGCUGGUUUAAUUCUAAAGGUAAAACUCCUCUGGAGUUGUUUGCUGGGAGAGAUACCCCAUGUAUUUGAUGAGCUUGCUUAUCUUUCAUGUGAAAUUCUAUCGUAAUUCGAAAAAUCGUCUCAAUUAGGAUUGAGAACUUGGAGGCAUUUGCUCGUCUAACUACUACGAUUACUCUUAUCCGAAUUUACACAAGCAAUGUUGAUAAUCAAUGAUGUUGGCUUGUUACGAGUAGAAUAGGAGUAAUACUUGACUUGGAAUUAAGCGAACAAGGUCCU
This is a messenger RNA of Linum trigynum, 779 nucleotides long. Lineage: Eukaryota; Viridiplantae; Streptophyta; Magnoliopsida; Malpighiales; Linaceae. The record is from the annotation of a GenBank genome assembly.